Choloepus didactylus (southern two-toed sloth) is the source of this 927-nucleotide messenger RNA. Its product is annotated as olfactory receptor 4K15-like. NCBI's taxonomy places the organism in Eukaryota, Metazoa, Chordata, Mammalia, Pilosa, Megalonychidae. Gene Ontology annotation, molecular function: G protein-coupled receptor activity; olfactory receptor activity. The coding region runs from base 1 to 927 and encodes 308 amino acids. The transcript has a single exon. The record is from RefSeq and is a predicted model, not a curated record. Gene Ontology annotation, biological process: G protein-coupled receptor signaling pathway. Gene Ontology annotation, cellular component: membrane.
AUGGACAAAGGAAGUAUCUCACAAGUGACAGAAUUUGUAUUGCAUAGUCUUUCAGGUCCUGGAGAGCUUCAACUUUUCUAUUUUGCAUUUUUCACACUUUUCUAUUUAUCCAUUGUGCUGUGGAACCUCCUCAUUGUGCUCACGAUCAUCUCUGAACCUGUGCCGCACACACCCAUGUAUUUCCUGCUCAGUAACCUCUCCUUCAUUGAUGUGUGUCUGUCCACUUUUGCCACCCCCAAAAUGAUUAUUGACCUCCUCAAGGAACACAAGACCAUCUCUUUUGAGGGAUGCAUAGCUCAGAUAUUCUUUCAUCAUGUCUUUGUUGGUGGAGAAAUGAUGCUCCUUGUAGCCAUGGCAUAUGAUAGAUAUGUAGCCAUAUGUCAACCCCUGCACUAUGCAGCCAUUAUGAGCUUACACAAAUGUAUAGCUCUUGUACUGGGCUCCUGCAUCAUUGGGAUUCUGCACUCAGUAAGUCAGCUGGUUUUCAUAGUAACCCUUCCAUUCUGUGGCCCCAAUAAAGUGGACAGCUUUUUCUGUGACCUUCCCCUAGUCAUCAAACUUGCCUGCACUGAUACAUAUCUCCUCCAGAUUCUGAUGCUUUUAGAAAGUGAUGUAUUGGCUAUAAGCUCCUUUUUACUCUUGCUGAUCUCCUACUCUGUCAUCCUUGUCACUGUGCAACGUCGUUCCUCAGUGGGCAUGGCCAAGGCACGGGCCACUCUAACUGCCCACGUCACUGUGGUGACCCUAUUCUUUGGACCUUCCAUUUUCAUUUUUGCCUGGCCUUUUAACAACUUCCCAGCAGAUAAGGAGCUCUCAAUAUUCUAUACUGUUUUCACCCCUCUCUUAAACCCCUUGAUCUAUGCUUUAAGAAAUAAGGAAAUAAUAACAGCAAUGAGAAAAAUAAAGAGUCAACAAGUCAGUUCUUGA